Messenger RNA from Orycteropus afer afer, 2733 nucleotides. Its product is annotated as contactin-6. Gene Ontology annotation, molecular function: cell-cell adhesion mediator activity. Lineage: Eukaryota; Metazoa; Chordata; Mammalia; Tubulidentata; Orycteropodidae. Gene Ontology annotation, biological process: brain development; cell-cell adhesion. The record is from RefSeq and is a predicted model, not a curated record.
GAAUUUGAAACCAAACCAAGAAGCACAGUGUCUGUCCGGGAAGGUCAAGGUGUGGUACUUCUCUGUGGUCCACCACCACACGUUGGAGAUUUAUCUUAUGCAUGGACCUUCAAUGAUAACCCUUUAUAUGUCCAAGAGGACAACAGACGGUUUGUAUCUCAAGAGACAGGAAAUUUGUACAUUGCUAAAGUGGAACCAUCAGAUGUGGGCAACUACACUUGCUUUAUAACAAACAAGGAAGCCCAGAGAAGUGUGCAAGGACCACCCACUCCAUUAGUGCAGCGCACUGAUGGUGUGAUGGGGGAAUAUGAACCAAAGAUUGAAGUGCGUUUUCCUGAAACAAUACAAGCUGCAAAGGAUUCAUCUGUAAAACUGGAAUGUUUUGCCCUUGGAAAUCCAGUCCCUGAUAUUAGUUGGAGGAGGCUGGAUGGAAACCUGUUGCCAGGGAAAGUCAAGUACAGCAAAUCCAAAGCCAUCCUUGAAAUCCCGAACUUUCAACAGGAAGAUGAAGGCGGCUAUGAGUGCACUGCAGGCAACCUUCGAGGAAAAAACAUUGCAAAGGGUCAUCUCAUUUUCUAUGCCCCUCCAGAAUGGGAACAAAAAAUCCAAAAUACAUACUUGUCUAUAUACGACAGCUUGUUUUGGGAAUGCAAAGCUAGUGGAAAGCCAAACCCUUGCUACACAUGGUUAAAGAAUGGAGAGCACCUCAAUCCAGAGGAGAGAAUUCAAAUAGAAAAUGGGACACUUAUUAUAACAAUGUUGAAUGUGUCAGAUUCUGGUGUCUACCAAUGUGCUGCAGAAAACAAGUAUCAGACCAUUUAUGCAAAUGCAGAAUUGAAAGUAUUAGCUUCAGCUCCCAAUUUCUUCAGAAAUCCUAUUAAGAAAAUAUCAGUUGUUCAAGUUGGUGGAGAUAUCGCUAUCGAAUGCAAGCCCAGUGCUUUUCCCAGGGCAACGAUUUCCUGGAAAAGAGAAACAGAGAGCUUGAGACAAAGUCAAAGAGUGUUUCUCAUGGAGGAUGGCAGCCUGAAGAUUUAUAAUGUUUCCAGGUCAGAUGCUGGAUCAUAUACUUGCAUAGCCACAAAUCAGUUUGGUGUUGCUAAGAGCACUGGCAGCCUGGUGGUAAAAGAGAGGACUGUUAUUAUCGUUCCACCUUCCAAAAUGGAUGUUACAGUUGGCGAGAGUAUAGUCCUACCAUGCCAGGUGUCCCAUGACCCCUCCAUGGAAGUUGUAUUUGUAUGGUCUUUCAAUGGAGAUAUUAUAGACUUAAAAAAAGGGGUUUCUCAUUUUGAAAGGAUUGGAGGAGAAUCUGUUGGAGAUUUGAUGAUAAGGAAUAUUCAGUUAAACCAUUCAGGAAAAUAUAUGUGCAUAGUACAAACAACCCUAGAAAUUUUAUCUGCUGUAGCUGAUAUAAUUGUAAGAGGUCCCCCAGGUCCCCCAAAGGAUGUGAAAGUGGAACACAUUUCCAGUACUACUUCUCAACUCAGCUGGAGACCAGGCCCAGAUAAUAACAGUCCCAUUCAAAUAUUUACUAUUCAGACUCGAACACCAUUUUCUUUGGGUUGGCAGGCUGUUUCUACAGUUCCAGAAAUCCUCAAUGGUAAGACAUACAAUGCAACAGUGGUUGGUUUGAGCCCUUGGGUGGAGUAUGAAUUCCGUGUUGUUGCUGGAAAUAGCAUUGGGAUUGGAGAACCAAGUAAACCAUCAGAGUUGUUAAGAACCAAAGCAUCAGUCCCAGUCGUGCCACCAACAAACAUCAAUGGAGGUGGAGGAAGUCGAUCUGAACUCAUCGUUACAUGGGAGUCAAUUCCAGAAGAACUACAGAAUGGUGAGGGAUUUGGAUAUAUCGUCAUGUUUCGGCCAGUUGGCUCAACAACAUGGACUAAGGAAAGAGUAGUUUCUGUGGAAUCCUCAAAGUACAUUUACAGAAAUGAAAGCAUCAUCCCUCUUUCUCCCUUUGAAGUCAAAGUGGGUGUAUACAAUAACAUAGGAGAAGGAUCCCUGAGUACUGUAUCCAUUGUCUACUCUGGAGAAGAUGAACCUCAAUUGGCCCCAAGAGGAACAUCUGUCCAGAGUGUUUCUGCCUCUGAAAUGGAGGUUUCCUGGAAUGCAAUUGACUGGAAUAGAAACACUGGACGAGUGCUGGGCUAUGAGGUGCUAUACUGGACAGAUGACUCCAAAGAAUCCAUGAUUGGUAAAAUUAGGGUCAGUGGAAAUGUCACAACCAAAAACAUCACAGGGCUGAAAGCAAAUACUGUCUACUUUGCUUCUGUGAGAGCUUACAAUACUGCUGGGACAGGGCCGUCAAGUGCCCCUGUCAAUGUCACGACCAAAAAGUCUCCUCCAAGUCAACCACCAGCAAAUAUAGCCUGGAAACUGACAAACUCUAAGUUAUGUUUGAACUGGGAGCAUGUAAAAACCAUGGAAAAUGAGUCUGAAGUGUUGGGCUACAAGAUUCUGUAUCGGCAAAACAGACAAAGUCAAACUCAUAUUUUGGAAACAAACAAUACAUCAGCUGAGCUUCUUGUUCCAUUUGAAGAAGAUUACUUGAUUGAAAUAAGAACGGUCAGUGAUGGUGGGGAUGGAAGCAGCAGUGAGGAAAUUAGGAUUCCAAAAAUGUCAAGUUUGAGUUCCAGAGGAAUCCAUGUCUUAGAACCCAGCAGCCAUUUCCAUUUUCUGUCAAUUGCCAUUGUGAUUUUUACUGUUUUGCUUUCCAUCCACUUAUAUGCUGAAUAA